Messenger RNA from Rhipicephalus microplus (southern cattle tick), 1821 nucleotides. Its product is annotated as chitinase-3-like protein 1. Gene Ontology annotation, biological process: chitin catabolic process; carbohydrate metabolic process. NCBI's taxonomy places the organism in Eukaryota, Metazoa, Arthropoda, Arachnida, Ixodida, Ixodidae. The record is from RefSeq and is a predicted model, not a curated record. Gene Ontology annotation, molecular function: chitinase activity; chitin binding. Gene Ontology annotation, cellular component: extracellular region.
CGCAGAAGCCGAACUACUACACGUUCUGCUUCUGGGAUGGCUUCUCCCGUUUCCGAUCCAGACCAUACAAGUCAAGCGUCAGUGAUAUUCCCGCCGAACUCUGCAGCGCCGUCGUCUACUCUCACGUGACCAUUGACGAAGCGAGUCACUCGAUUAGGCUGACUGAUAAGGAGCUGGAGCUCGACUCAGAAGCGAAAUCUUAUGCCAAUUCCUGGCUCUACAACCCGAUAUGGCUGCUGCCUCCAAAUAAAGUCUUCGAACAGAUGACGAAACUCAAAAAGCGCAAUCCGAAUCUAAAGAUUUUGCUGGCCGUGGGUGGCCCUCACGACCCGCAAGAAAAGUACUGGCAGUUUAUUCCAGUGGUUUACUACUGGAAGGACAUGACAGAAAGUCUGGCACAGUGGUUGAGAACGUACGACUUCGAUGGCGUCGUUCUGGACUUCUUUUCCGGCACAACGUCGCUUCAGGACAACGUCCGCACUUGGGAAAAAGCAAAGUUCAUUCAUCCAUUUGUUAGGCAAAUCAACUAUGACCUGAGAGAGCACAAAAAAAUGUGGAGUAUCACCUUGACGCUGCCAGCUUUCGACAGUACAACACAUCAUCUGUUCGACAUAGAGAGCCUUACCAAGGAAGUCAACUUUUUCUUGGUGAAAUCUAGCGACUGCCUCGAAUUUCCAAAAGGUGCCUUGCUCAACGUUACAAGGACAAUUGACAUGACCGAUAUUGACAGAGCGGAGCUCAUAGUAAGGAAAGGGGCCCCACGCCAGAGGAUAGUGCUCGAGGUUCCCCUGUUCGCGAGAACAUACACCGCGAUGGCCUCAGCCACCGGCGUUCACACCGUAUUCCCGGGAAUCUCUGGAAACUACACGGAUCUUCAAGGAUUCCUUGCAUCCUAUGAGGUGUGCCACCAGCUUCAAAUCGGUUGGCAGAAAGGACGUUCUGAUCAGGACUCCUGCCCGUUCCUAAGGAAGGACGAAGAAUACGUGGCCUAUGAAGAUGAUGAGAGCGUCCUCAAAAAGGCAAACAUGGUGAUGGGUCGCAAGUACCGAGGUGCGGCCGUCCGGAGCGUGGACUUGGACGAUUACAACUCCCGAUGCGCGGGCAAGUCUAACCUCCUCAGAGGCCUUCGCUCCAGCUUCGAUGCAGCGAAAGCCGAUAUAGACUAUCCUUACAAUCCACCAACGGCGUCCUGGUGGAACGGGGACAACGACAAAUUCGUAUCCACCACGGCUGCGCCUCUGAGGCAAACACCGACAAAGUUGCCGGAGGCGUCGACACAGUCCAAGGAGGAGGGGCCUACAGGCACAAUGACUCUUGUGACGGGUGCGAGACAGACGUCAAUCGUUACGUUACCUGCAUCGCAAACACCCCCAGCGGCUGAGAGUACGACAGAGACUGUACCUUCUCACGAUAGAACCACUGCGUCAGAAAGCGGUAAGCUACUGAAAGACACAGCAACUGAAACGUCUACUGAUGUCAUCCACACUCGUGACUACGGAAGCUUCAACAACAAAGAGUAGCGACAACAUCUGCAAGGGGGCUAAAGAAAGCGCUAUGUUACCGCACGAGUCAGAUUGUAGCAAAUACUAUCACUGCGUGCAUACCAGACCAUACCUCCAGAACUGUGCACCGGGAACAAUAUUCGACAUCGAGAGGCAAAUAUGCAACUGGCCGGCCAUCACUAACCGACCCGAAUGCAAGCUUUCAGUGAUGACUUUAGGCAAGCGGUAGCACUGUUUCGUCAAAUCCUUGAGAAUGUACGAUGAAAAAUUGGUUUUGUAAAAUAAAUCACACUUUCCUCAUAGGCAUGGUGGCCGAUAA